This is a messenger RNA of Maniola jurtina (meadow brown), 2982 nucleotides long. RefSeq lists its product as uncharacterized. NCBI's taxonomy places the organism in Eukaryota, Metazoa, Arthropoda, Insecta, Lepidoptera, Nymphalidae. The record is from RefSeq and is a predicted model, not a curated record. Bases 265 to 2739 code for a protein of 824 amino acids. The transcript has 3 exons.
GGAGAUCGACCACUUUGGGCCCAAUAUGUUACACGGGAAAUAAAAAUUGGCAAAAAUCAUUUAUUUUAUGCUCAAUCAAAAUCACUAAAAAUAAUUUUAAUUUACAGUUGCUAAAUAUAGAAAAAUUUUUUUGGAAAUGUUUGUGUUUUUUGUUGGGAUCAUGCAUUCCGUAAAAUGGAAUGGCUUAGUCUAUGGUAAAAAUGUCAAUGUGACAACUGUAAACGAUUGUCAACUGCCAUUCGCUCUGUGUUUACGCGCAAGGGAAUGUGUUUUGGUGCGAUAUUCGUAUUUUCGGUGAUUUUUUCAACGACUUGGACUGUUUCACGGAACCUGACGAAUCUUGCCUUCACGAACUACCUCGGCGCGAACACGGACUUUGUAUUUGCUUCUUUGAUUGACCACGGCUUGCUAAUUCGGACCUCGAUUUCGCCUAUCGUAAUGGAGAACUGCAUUAAUUGUGGUAUUGCAACAGCUCGUUGCAAUAUAACGGGAAGACGUCCUUUAAAUGAAGAAUCCGUCUUAUCCAUUGUACGUGAAUGGGUUGCUCCACUAAGGGUAGAACGUGAUCAUCAUCUAUGCCAAGCUUGUUGGGAUUUGGCUGUUGAUACUCUACUCCUAUGUGGACCUAGUGACGUGAUGCAUGCUCCGCGUGGUCAUGUCCAUGUGUGUGUCCACUGUGGUCGUUCUCUACUGCGGAAUGCACGAUCCCAUCGGCUACGAACUAUAUCUGAACGGGAAGAGAGGAUAUAUAAUGUUAUUAGUGAAUGGAUUCUACCCAGGACUAUUGGAGCUCAAAGUGAAAUAUGUCACUCUUGUUGGGUGAGAGCAGACAGAGCAGCUCGCCACUUUAUGUCAGAACCAUCAACAUCAACAUCGGAUGUGUUGGUUUCUGCUUUGCCAGUGCCUGAAGCAUCUACUUCAACAACGGAAGAAGUCAUCCAACAACCUUCGAAUAUUAGUGAGGCUAUUAUUUUGCCUGAUUAUAUUAGAGCCAUUGAAACAGAGAGAAGAUGUUUUAUUGAAGGCUGUAGGAGGAGUGAAAGGCACAGAAUUCCAGAUUCAUUAAGAAAAAAUCUUCUUAAUAUGCACAAGCUGUAUAUACCAGCCAAUAAUCGCCUGUGUGAUUAUCAUUUGUAUGGUGUAGAAUCAUGGGAUGUUUUAAUAGGAAUAACAAAUAAUUUUAUAAAUAGUUUCUCAGCAAGGCAUAUUCAAGAUAUGUUGGCUUUAAAAACAUCAAGUUCUGCAGCUUUGAACUUUGAGGAUAUAGAUUCCAUUGAAGACCACAUCUUUUAUUAUUGGAUUGGAUUAACAAAAGUCCAAUUUAACCAAUUAUUAAAUGAAUCACCAACAUUGGUACGAAUGUCUAAAGGUGUAACAGCUCUAGCAGCUUAUCUUAUGAAACUGCGUACUGGAGACCCAGAUGACAGAUUGGCAACUUUACUCCAGAUACCACGGACAACAUUAUCACGCUUAAUGAAAAAAGCAAGAGCAUAUUUGAUUGAGAAUUAUGUUCCACAUCAUUUAGGCCUAAAUCAUAUUAACAGGCAACAGUUGAUUGACAGAACAUUGAUGAUACCAAGUGGUUUGUUUGGAAGUGAAAAUAAUGAAAGCAAGCCAGUAGUCAUUUUUGAUGGCACAUAUAUAUAUAUACAAAAAAGCUCGAAUUAUAUGUACCAAAAAGAUACAUAUAGUUUACAUAAAUACAGGAAUUUGGUUAAACCAUUUUUAAUUGUUUGUACCGAUGGCUAUAUAAUAGAUGUUUUAGGUCCAUAUCCCGCUACAAUGUCCGAUUCUGACAUAAUGAAAGAAGAAUUUAAAGAUGGCUCCACAAUGAGAGAAUAUUUUCAGCCCGGUGACGCAUUUAUCCUAGAUAGAGGAUUUCGGGAUGCCUUGCCCUUACUUAAUUCGUGUGGCUAUCGCACAUAUGUACCCGCUUCGUUACAGCAGGGUGAAACACAGCUGUCGACAAUAGAAGCAAAUAAAUCAAGGGCAGUCACCAUUUGUCGUUGGGUUGUAGAAGUAGUUAACGGUAGAUUUAAACGAGAUUUUAAACUUCUAAGACAAGAUUAUUUUAAUGUAGCAUCUAGUCAUUUGAUGCAAGAUGUUAAGGUGGCUGCCGCUCUUAUAAAUGCGUUUCAUCCUGUUAUAACCAACCGGGAUGAUGCCGGGGAAAUUCUUCAGAUAAUAAAUGAAAACAUGUACAGGGAAAAUAGAUUGGCGAACUAUGUUGUGGAAAAUAAUUUAAACAGAAGGCGACUAGAAUUUAGAGCAACACCAGUAAACAGCAUAAAUGUUUUAACAGAUUUUCCCCGGCUUACAUAUAGUGAACUAAUAUUAGUUUCCUUAGGAACUUACCAAAUUAAACAAGCCCGUUCUUAUUACGGCGAACAUGUAAGGGCAGAUGGCUCCUAUGUAAUAGAAGUGUGGAGGGAGGUUGAUAAUGACUUUUUAAGAGAGCUGUCCCUGUCAAACAGUACUUGGUUACUAAGAGGUAGAAUACACUCUCGCCACAUUAGUAGAAAAACAUAUUUUGUUUAUAUAUUGGUGGACAGCUCUCUUUCUGGAAGGCAAGCAUUACUACAAUAUUAUUGUAAUUGCAUAGUAGGAAGGCGUACAGUGGGUUGUUGCGCACAUAUAAUGUCGAUCGUAUGGUAUUUGAGUUGGGCUAGGUACCAAGAAUAUAUUUCACCCCCUGCACACUUCCUAGAUUCCAUUCUAGUUGUGUAUGAAGAUGAAUGAUUAAUGUAUGCAUAAUUACGAAUCAUUAAAAAGCGUGAUUACAUAAAAAACUGUUGUUUAUUUUUAACUAACCUAUUUUCUUUACCUUGGAACCAUAAACCUACCUACUAUUAUUGGCUUGGAAUAACUACCUAUUACUUAUUGGUUCUGUGCAUGAAUUAUGUACUUAAUUCAAACCUAUCUAUCUAAAGAGUUAACUAUUAGUCAUCUGAUAUUUAUUUUAUUAAUAAUUACAAAAAGUAU